AUGCUGCCGCUGCUAUUGCUGCUGCAUGACGCACACACGAUGAGGUCGUACAGCUUCACUUUCAAAUGGCCCCAAUCUCCCCAUUUGAUGUUCCUGUAUUGCUACCCAGCACCCGACACACCGUUCCUGACGUCGUGUGUCCAACACCGGCAGCUUGGCCUAGAGCCGUCAGCCGUUGUCUGUCGUCAAGGUGGAUUGACGUGGGCAUGGACUGUGAGUAACUGA
Molecule: messenger RNA, 225 nt
Organism: Colletotrichum orchidophilum
Lineage: Eukaryota; Fungi; Ascomycota; Sordariomycetes; Glomerellales; Glomerellaceae
Exons: 1
Coding region: 1-225 (74 amino acids)
Source: RefSeq, a predicted model, not a curated record